Sorghum bicolor (sorghum) is the source of this 1691-nucleotide messenger RNA. RefSeq lists its product as uncharacterized. Bases 1224 to 1655 code for a protein of 143 amino acids. The transcript has 6 exons. The record is from RefSeq and is a predicted model, not a curated record. Lineage: Eukaryota; Viridiplantae; Streptophyta; Magnoliopsida; Poales; Poaceae.
CAUCUGUGCCAGCCUCUUAAAAUUCCAAGAGGUGUUGUAGUGAGGUUUUUUGCUUUUGCCUGAUCUGUCUUUCUUCCCGUCCUUAGGGUGUGCGAUAUGGUCUCUGCUGGCGUGUUGCCCUGUUCUACCAGCAGAUUUCUUAUGUUUGCUGUUGUUUAUAGGUCUGGAUCGUGAAAGGAUAAACUUCUUGUGAGCAUUUCACGCUUCAGAAUCUUCCACGUGUGGUAAUAAGUUACUUCAUGCCUUAUGGAAUGUUUUGUUUAGAUUUCAGUUUCUACCAUCAUUGACUCAGUCCUCCAUUCCCUGUAUAAUCUUGUUUCUUAUGUGUGCCAUACACCUUGUCUUAGCUAGGGAGAUUUAUUUAUUAAUUUUUUAGUAGCUUUAUUUAGUUAUACAGGUCGACAUGGCUGCCUUCUAAAAUACUUAUUUUUAAUUCCAGUUUGCGUCAUCAUUGCGUUAAUCCAUGUGUGCCAAACACCUUGUGUAAGCUGUGGGGAUUUAUUAGUUUUUAUUACUUUUGGAUGGAGCUAUUUUGCAAACAGCUCUGAAUGUUCGCUCACCAGUUGCUGCCUUGCUUGAAAUAGGAGGUUCAGUCCUGGUGGGCUAAUGAUUUCUUGAAAAGCUAUGUGAGCUUUAGCUUGGCUAAUCUGUUAGAUUGAUGUUUUCUGGAAGCUAGGAUUUUAUUGAACAUAGGUUAAUUUUUCUCUGGUAUCAAUGCUGUUAUCUUUUUCUUGGUCAGCAAAUAAAGAAGUCCCCAUACACAUGGACUGUAAAGCACUCUGUUUGGAACUAACAAUUACCAUAAAUAAUCACCCUGACAAAUCAGCAUGAAUAGACUCAUCACCAAUUCAGUUUUGUGUGUGGUCCACGAAGUCUCUAAAUUUCCAGUUUAGAGUGAGCUGUGAAGUCUCUAAAUUUUCAGGUUAGCAAGAACUGUGAAUGUCUUUGAAUUUUCAGUUCUGCAGGAACUGUGAAUGUUUCUGAAUUUUUCAGUUACUGUGAGUGUUUCUGAUUUUUCAGUCCAGCAGGAAGGAAACCUCCAAUUAACCAAGUGCCGGACUAAAUGCCACAGUCAAGGUUUAGCUGCUAUCUUAGGGGUUCAGAGCAACUUCAUGGAUGCGUACAGAUUGUGGGCAUUCAUGAGCUCGUGGACAAGUUCUUGGAACUGAUUUGUGGAGGAGAGGUCAAAGAACCAUGCGCUCAAGUAAAAAUAGAAGACAUUCAUGGUGGAGCACUGGCAGCAAGUCACACCUGCCGCCAUAUUGAGGGGUCACGGCUUCAAAAUACAGGUCUAUCUUGAGAUUGCUUUUCUUCCUGAAUCAAGUGAAGGUUGUUCUGCUGCUGAGCAACUUGAGCCCCAGGCAUCUCUUCGAGAAGGAGGUCGGCAUUGCAUCCUCACAACACGAGCCACGACGACAGAGAGCGAGAUGCAUGGCACGGCGGCCAUCUUGGCGUCUGAUCCAUGGAAAGUGUCAAGCCUUGUAUAUAGUUAUUUAAAAGAGUGGGACGGGGAAAAAUUGUUUGUCCACCCUAGUGGACAUUCGCUGAGGACGGAAUGCUUGGUGGACAUUCUACAGAGUAAUCAAAAUGAACGUGCAAACAUUAUCCCUAAAGAGCUUCGAGAUCUACUUAAGCAAUUAGGAACUUAUUUGUAGUAUAAAUAUAUGAGACAUGGUUUAUUGUUUCUUUUC